CUACAUAAGUCGCUGUUUGUGGCAUGCCAUAAGGUUGAAUUUAAGAGAACAGGAAAUCUCAAGAUGUGGGGUGUAAGGUUACUGGGUCAUAGUGUGAAUGGAGAAACGUAAAAAGGUGGGCCUGAAGUCAAUAUAUGCAGUAACAUUACUGCUGUAGCUAAGACAAGUUGGGAAGUUUUUACUCGUAUUAAGUUCUGCUAUUUAAGUGGUUUGUAAGUUGUUGAUUUGAAAAUAUAAGCUGCUAAUCCGUCUGGGCAUCACUGACGGACAAUUGCUAUAACCUCCCAAACACUCAUAGAAGAAAAGGAAACUUUCUGAAGGCAAAAUGGCGCCUAUUACUGUCAUUGAAACAAUUACCAUUACCCGGCCUCUAAAGGUAAUAGCAUUCUUGUGCGGUGCUCUGGCUUUAGCCUUGCUGGUUAUGUCAUUAGCGUCGACUGAUUGGCUGCUGGCCCAUGGUUGGCGUCAAGGUCUAUUCCUACAUUGUGUCGACGAGAUGGCAGAGAGACCCUUACCUUUUGGUCUAGAAGAAAAAGUCGGAUGUUACCGCGUUCGGGAUGAAUAUUAUAUUCAAUUUACAGCUGCCCUUUGCAUUCUCGCCUUGGCUACAGAUGUCUUUGCUACGCUUCUCACAGGUUUGGGACUACAGAGUGGAGAUCCGUUAAAGAAGCGGAAGUACUACCGCUUGGCCAUCUCCGUCAUGCUAGCAUCACUGGUGUCGGCGCUGGUUGCCCUGGUUCUGUACCCAGUUUCUUUCGCCCGCGAAUUACCGCAGGGAAACAGAUCCGUUUGGGAAUUCGGCUGGGCAUACGGAGUGGCUUGGGGUGCAGCCAUUUUCCUCUUUGGUGCCUGUGUCCUCCUCAUGUGCGAUAAAGAGGCGGAAGAAGUCUACUACAAGGAGCGUGACGUCCACCUGGCCGAGAAAUCGGGCGGCAAUUGAAAUGAAUGAAUCUCCUAAACCUUACUACCGAUUGUUUGUUUUGGUUCCUCCUCUCUUUUCGUACGUGUGUCGUGUGGUUUGCCUUUCCCUAAGUUAAGUCUAAUCUAAAAACACCACCCGUUUAUACAUAGACGUAGCGUUGUGUGCACACUCCCUUACGGUAGUCCAGCACUAGUUGCACUCGUUUGGUGGGGAAAAAAUCACGUACUUUCAUAUUGUAUUACUUUGCUUUAACGAGAAAAAUUUAUUCAAAUGAAACUAGUGCCGAUGACGAAGAAUAAGAGAUAUUUUACAAUAAGACAAUGAGACAUUGGAUCCAAUUCGGUGAUUGUUGUGUACUUUUUCACUCCCUGAAUUGAAUCGCACGAUUGCAAGCGGCCUUGUCGUCUCCCUCCUUUAUGCCCACUUUCCUCCCACCCACCAAUUUGUCGAAGGACGUAGGCUACACACCUGUUUCUAAUAGUAGGGAAAUGCUCUCGUGAAGCUCUGCUUGUCUCCCUCUCUUUCCCAGUUGCCCGUUUUUGUUUGUCACACGCCCCAUUCCUACUACUGUGUGAGUGUAAAUCCCCUACCUAUUGUACGGGGUCGGCGUGUGCACGUUCCGGCCUAAAACAUUAAUAUUCCUUUUCCCUCUUGUCAAAAGAAAACCCAAAAAUUCUCGCAAACGGAAGCCUUCACUUUGUAAUCUGAAGGUUACAUCCCAUUUUCUGUCUCUUUCUCUACAUUUACUUUAUGUAAUCACAUCUAGUCAGGGGGAAAAAAUAACAAUAACGGUUUGAAGAUAAUUACCAUUUGACAGCUACCCUCCAUAUUUACGGAACAGAAUACUCUUUUACAGUAUUAAGGCAUUUAUACAGCUUUUGGUUCCUUUUUGUUUUCGUUUAUUUCUGGUGAAUUUAUGGUAGAUUUAGUCGUGGGUGUGUUGUCAUUCGUGUCGGAAUUGUCGGAUUACUGAUCAAUUACUUGUCCACGCACAGCUUUGACCAUCACACACACACACAUACUACACUCUCUUUAACUGUCUGUCAUUAUUUAUUCCUUUCUUCUUGAUAUUCUGCACCAAAAGCCUCUUUCACCUUUAAUAUCUCAAAUACAUUUGAACUGAUUUUGUUCCGAGA
Messenger RNA from Daphnia magna, 2058 nucleotides. Its product is annotated as transmembrane protein 47. The record is from RefSeq and is a predicted model, not a curated record. The transcript has 8 exons. NCBI's taxonomy places the organism in Eukaryota, Metazoa, Arthropoda, Branchiopoda, Diplostraca, Daphniidae. The coding region runs from base 326 to 940 and encodes 204 amino acids. Gene Ontology annotation, cellular component: cell-cell junction; membrane. Gene Ontology annotation, biological process: cell-cell adhesion.